AAAAUCUGAUAAUGAAUGACAGUUUUUGCUCCUAGGAACAGGGGUGGUUCAUUUUCCUCUAUUCGGGCAGAGCGGCUACGAGAGAAAUUGCCUUAUAGCUCAUUAUUGGCUCAGUUGCCACCAGCACACUUUGCUGCUUUGACCACUGGAGGCUCCCAGCAGCUUAUGCGUCACUUCAUCUUUCAGAAGCCGAUCAUGGCGGAGCUACAACCACAGCGAGAAGUGGAGCCUCAACUUCUUAAUGGGGACGACUUAAACGAGGAAAGAGGAGAUGCGGACGCAUCAGAGACAGUAAAGAAAAAGAGAAGAAAGAAAAAGAGGAAUAAGACCAGUGCGGCAGCAGGGACAAACGAGGCUGAGGGGGACGGAGGAGAUGCCUUAGGUGUUGGUGAUGUGACAAAACAGCUGGAGCAGCAAACACUGGAAGAGAAAGAGAGGGCUGAGGAUGCAGAAGACGAUGGUGACGAGGGAGAAAACUCAGCUGGUAAAAAGAAGAAGAAGAAGAAGAAGAAGAAAGGAUCGAAGGGACAGACUGACCCUCCCUCAGUCCCUAUUUGUGAGCUUUAUCCCAACGGAGACUUUCCAAAGGGAGAGGAGUGCGAAUAUCCCCCAUCAAAAGACGGGCGAAGUGCAGCUUGGCGGACCACCAGUGAGGAGAAGCGGACCCUGGAUAGGGCCAAUGAGGAGAUGUGGAAUGAUUUCAGGCAGGCGGCCGAGGCACACCGGCAGGUCCGGUCUUAUGUCAGGAGCUGGAUCCAACCGGGAAUGACCAUGAUUGACAUCUGUGAGAAGCUGGAGGACUGCUCCAGGAAGCUCAUCAAAGAAAACGGGCUUUAUGCUGGCCUGGCCUUCCCCACCGGCUGCUCUAUCAACCACUGUGCUGCACAUUACACCCCGAAUGCAGGAGACCCUACUGUGCUGCGCUACAACGACGUCUGCAAAAUUGACUUUGGAACACACAUCAAUGGUAGAAUAAUAGACUGUGCUUUCACCGUCACUUUCAACCCAAAGUAUGACAGACUGCUGGAAGCUGUGAGGGAUGCAACCAACACCGGCAUCAGGUUUGCUGGAAUUGAUGUACGCCUGUGUGAUGUUGGUGAGACCAUUCAGGAAGUUAUGGAGUCCUAUGAAGUGGAGAUAGAUGGGAAAACAUAUCAAGUGAAGCCAAUUAGGAAUCUCAAUGGUCACUCCAUUGGACAAUACAGGAUACACUCAGGGAAGACAGUCCCUAUUGUGAAAGGUGGAGAGGCAACUAGGAUGGAGGAAGGUGAAGCUUAUGCCAUUGAGACAUUUGGGAGCACUGGAAGAGGUGCAGUCCACGAUGACAUGGAGUGUUCACAUUACAUGAAAAACUUCAAUGUUGGACAUGUGCCAAUAAGACUUCCAAGGGCUAAACAUCUCCUGAAUGUGAUCAAUGAGAACUUCGGCACUUUGGCCUUCUGUCGCCGCUGGCUGGACCGUCUGGGUGAGAGCAAGUACCUGAUGGCACUGAAGAACCUGUGUGACCUCGGCAUCAUAGACCCGUACCCUCCUCUCUGCGACAUUAAGGGCAGCUACACCGCCCAGUAUGAGCACACCAUCUUACUCAGGUCCACCUGCAAGGAAGUUGUGAGCCGAGGAGACGACUACUGAGCAUGCGCCAAAGGCGAACCAGGAGGAGCAUGACAGAACUUCAGACUGACAGCAAUUAUGCAAUAUUUCUCUGACCUAAAUUUCAGAAGCUUGAAUACCUAAACAAAAGACAUGUAACAGCAACGGCUUACUAGAUUUUUGUUGUGUUUUGUUUAGGAUCAAGCCAGGAGGCAAAGGGCAUAUCUAUAAGAAUUGUAGCAUUUUCACUUUAGUUAAACUUUCAUGUGCUGCUUUUAAGAAAUAUGCAAAACACAUUUAUGCAAAAAGAUGAUGCAAAAACAAAAAAAAGAAAAGGUUUAGAGGAGCUCCUCUCUUAAACAUGCUAUGCUAAACUGUCUUGUUAAGACUUGGAGGAAAAAGAACAGCUAUGAAAUAUUUAUAUUUCUAUAUGUUGCUGCUUUAUUUUAAGUUGAGGUAGUUUUAUAAGGAAUAAAUUGUUAUAAAUCUU
This is a messenger RNA of Melanotaenia boesemani (Boeseman's rainbowfish), 2080 nucleotides long. Its product is annotated as methionine aminopeptidase 2-like. Bases 16 to 1632 code for a protein of 538 amino acids. Lineage: Eukaryota; Metazoa; Chordata; Actinopteri; Atheriniformes; Melanotaeniidae. Gene Ontology annotation, molecular function: metalloaminopeptidase activity. The transcript has 11 exons. Gene Ontology annotation, biological process: proteolysis. The record is from RefSeq and is a predicted model, not a curated record.